AGACACAAGCAAGACUCGACCAAGGUAACUUCACCACAAUCCUAUAUAUACAUACCAAACACAAUGUCAUUCUUAAGAGACUUAAUAGAAGCUGUUGUUCCAUCUGCUCACGCCGAAGAACCUGAAGAAGAAGUUGAAGAAUCCGUUGAAGCCGAAGAAGAAGAAGAAGAAGACGAAGAAGAACUCGUUGACCCAUUGGACACUUUGCGUGAAGAAUGUGAAAAGACUGAAGUCUGUAAGCCAUUCGCACACCACUUCCACGAGUGUGUUGAAAGAGUCACCAAGGAACAAGAAGACGAAGACUACCACAAGAAGGACUACAAGGAAGAUUGUGUUGAAGAAUUCUUCCACUUGCAACAUUGUGUCAAUGACUGUGUUGCUCCAAGAUUAUUCCACAAAUUAAAAUAAGCUCAUUUGCAAGCCCGCCAAACAAUUACAUUUUCCUUUCUUUAUCCAACUUACAAAAGUUGAUAAUUCGUAUAUAACACCUUGUAUAUUUGUGUGGUUUUUAUGUUUAUGUUUAUAUUUGUUGGAUAGCUUUUAGAGAAAUAGAAGAGGAGAGAUCUUAGCAUAGCAGAAACAAACCAAAAUAUAUCAUUAUUAAUGACUACAAUUAGUUGUAAGUGCUCAGAUCAGAAUUGUGCUGGCGAAUGUAGUGCUGCCAUUGAAUGCAACAAUCUGUUGGUUGUGAACACCCCCCGUCUCUCUCUCCGACACAACUUAAUUUUAAGUUUGAACCGUGCAUAAAGAGAUUUCGUGCAGGCUAAAGAGAGGUAGCGUUCGAUUGAAAGUAACCUUAAGCUCAGACUAAUCUAUUAGAUUCUCUUUUAGUUCUGGGUAUCUUUUAAGUAUUUCUUGGGUAUACCGAGCCUCGGCAACCCCAGGUAUUUCCCAAACUAGUAAUUUCUCAAGGUAAAUACCAGAUUGCACUACCCAGAUCUCAGUCGAAACACUAGUUUACUACUGUUGAUCAGUCUAAACAACGACGUACCUUAACUAAAACUGUAAUUACGUGCUUGCAACCAAGAGAAAAUCACGCGUUGCAAAAAGUGUAGUU
This is a messenger RNA of Spathaspora passalidarum NRRL Y-27907, 1057 nucleotides long. RefSeq names its product ubiquinol--cytochrome-c reductase subunit 6. Lineage: Eukaryota; Fungi; Ascomycota; Pichiomycetes; Serinales; Debaryomycetaceae. The coding region runs from base 64 to 408 and encodes 114 amino acids. Gene Ontology annotation, biological process: mitochondrial electron transport, ubiquinol to cytochrome c. The record is from RefSeq and is a predicted model, not a curated record. The transcript has 3 exons.